AUGGUUGGCUGUUUCGCAUUCCUCAAGCCCUCGCGCGGCAAGGCACACAGCAAGUGCGACUGCAAGAACACCUCUCGCUCGGAACAUGCCUCCUCUACCGUCGCUCCCGUUGCUCCUAUUGCCGAAAAGAGUCCGCUCUCGGCAUCCAUGUACUACGAUGCGUGCAACCCUCCGCCCUUCGAUGCUGGUGCGCAGCACCGAUGCUGUGGCGGCUUCGCCAAUGGUGCACACACCCACUUGCCUACCUACGGCGAUUCGCAGAAGCACGCACACCACUCUGUGCGCCUCACGGACGGCGCUCCUGCCGACUUGAAGCUGAGCGCCGUGAUGCAGGAUGUAGCCAACAACAUCGAGUCGGAGAUUGCUCAGCUCGAUUCGGAGCUGCGCGAGCUGUCGAUCGACAUGCACGACCAUCCGGAGAUCAUGUGGGAGGAGCACAGAACGCACUACCUUUUCGUCAAGUACCUCCGCGGCAAGAAGGGAUGGAAGGUGACACCCCACGCCUAUGGGAUUGAGACGGCGUUUUCCGCCGUAUUUUCGCACAAGGCGGACAAGGAGUCGCGCGUGGUCGGGUUUCAGUCCGAGCUCGAUGCGCUGCCUGGCAUCGGUCAUGCGUGCGGGCACAAUCUGAUCGCGAUGUCGGGUGUUGCUGCCGCGCUGUCCGUCGCUGCUACGCUCGUCGCGAAGGAUAUUCCAGGCACGGUGGUGCUGCUGGGCACGCCUGCGGAGGAGGGCGGCGGAGGCAAGAUCAAGCUCGAAGACCAGGGCGCGUACAAGGACAUGGACGCCUGUCUCAUGGUGCACCCAGCUGCCGCCUCCGGCACAGGCCCGAUGCUGGCUGUCCAGCCCGUCGUUAUCACGUACAAAGGCCGGACCGCGCACUCGGGAGCCUCGCCCUGGGAGGGCAUCAACGCGCUCGACGCCGCCGUGCUGGCGUACAACAACAUCUCGGUUCUCCGCCAGCAGAUUCAUCCGGACGAACGCGUCCACGGCAUCAUUAAGGGCAACAACUGGGCGCCCAACGUCGUCCCCGGCGAGUCCACGCUCAUCUACAAUGUGCGUGCCCCUACUAUCGCGGCGCUGAAGGCACUUACCGCGCGCGUGCAGAAGUGCUUCGAAGCCGCCGCACUCGCCACGGGCUGCUCGGCCGAGUACGACUGGCAGACGGCGUAUGCCGACGUGCACAACACCCCUACCUUGUCCGCGAUGUAUGCAGGCGUUCUCAAGCAGAGGUAUGGACUGGACGUGCCCGACGACCCGUUUUUCGCGAGUACGGAUUUCGGCAACGUAACGUAUGCGCUGCCGAGCCUGCAUGCGGCAUACAAAAUCCACCUGGACGACCCGUCGACGCAGGGUAACCAUACCGUUGGGUUUGCGGAUGCCGCUAGGACCGAGGAGGCGCACGAGAGGACCAAGGAAGCCGCGCUCGGUAUCGCCGUUGCUGCCGCGAGGGUGCUGGUCGAGAAGGAGUACCGCGACGAGAUCUGGGCCGAUUGGCAGACGUGGCGCAAGGGCGCCGACGGGCCUUAA
Molecule: messenger RNA, 1530 nt
Organism: Sporisorium graminicola
Lineage: Eukaryota; Fungi; Basidiomycota; Ustilaginomycetes; Ustilaginales; Ustilaginaceae
Exons: 1
Coding region: 1-1530 (509 amino acids)
Molecular function (GO): dipeptidase activity
Source: RefSeq, a predicted model, not a curated record